Molecule: messenger RNA, 264 nt
Organism: Caenorhabditis briggsae
Lineage: Eukaryota; Metazoa; Nematoda; Chromadorea; Rhabditida; Rhabditidae
Exons: 2
Coding region: 1-264 (87 amino acids)
Source: RefSeq, a predicted model, not a curated record
AUGUUGAAAAUCUUCACAUUUCUAGCUCUUCUGAACCAGUGCAACUGCGCUCCGGCGAACACUUCCACCAACGGAGACGUUGCACCAUGUCUCAAAGAAUUCUAUCAGGCUGCUUAUGAUGGAAUCUAUAAUUGUACAAAGGAGUUUGAUUUUUUCGUGAAUCUCAGAAUCUCAGAAUCUCAGAAUCUCAGAAUCUCAGAAUCUCAGAAUCUCAGAAUCUCAGAAUCUCAGAAUCUCAGAAUCUCAGAAUCUCAAAAUCGGUGA